This is a messenger RNA of Microtus ochrogaster (prairie vole), 6888 nucleotides long. It is a transcript of the gene Kif13a, whose product is annotated as kinesin family member 13A. Lineage: Eukaryota; Metazoa; Chordata; Mammalia; Rodentia; Cricetidae. Gene Ontology annotation, molecular function: microtubule binding; microtubule motor activity; ATP binding. Gene Ontology annotation, biological process: microtubule-based movement. The record is from RefSeq and is a predicted model, not a curated record.
CCGGCCCAUGAACCGAAGAGAGCUGGAACUGAACACCAAGUGCGUGGUGGAGAUGGAAGGGAACCAGACGGUCCUGCACCCUCCUCCUUCCAACACCAAGCAGGGAGAAAGAAAGCCUCCCAAGGUGUUUGCCUUUGAUUAUUGCUUUUGGUCCAUGGAUGAAUCAAACACAACAAAAUACGCUGGUCAAGAAGUUGUUUUCAAGUGCCUCGGGGAAGGAAUUCUUGAGAAAGCCUUUCAGGGAUACAAUGCUUGUAUUUUUGCAUAUGGCCAGACCGGCUCCGGAAAGUCUUUCUCCAUGAUGGGCCAUGCUGAGCAGCUAGGCCUUAUCCCAAGGCUCUGCUGUGCUCUGUUUAAAAGGAUCUCUCUGGAGCAAAAUGAGUCACAGACCUUUAAAGUCGAAGUAUCAUAUAUGGAAAUUUAUAAUGAGAAAGUUCGGGACCUCUUGGACCCCAAGGGGAGUAGGCAGUCUCUUAAAGUCAGAGAGCAUAAGGUUCUGGGGCCAUAUGUAGAUGGUCUGUCCCAGCUGGCUGUCACCAGCUUUGAGGACAUCGAGUCACUGAUGUCUGAGGGAAAUAAGUCUCGAACGGUAGCUGCAACCAACAUGAACGAGGAGAGCAGCCGCUCCCAUGCUGUGUUCAACAUCAUCAUCACACAGACGCUGUAUGACCUGCAGUCUGGGAACUCGGGGGAGAAAGUCAGUAAGGUGAGCCUGGUCGACCUGGCGGGGAGCGAGAGAGUGUCGAAGACGGGAGCUGCGGGUGAGCGUCUGAAAGAAGGCAGCAACAUUAACAAAUCGCUUACAACCUUGGGAUUGGUUAUAUCAUCGCUUGCCGACCAGGCCGCUGGCAAAGGCAAAAACAAAUUCGUGCCUUAUCGAGAUUCUGUUCUCACUUGGCUUCUUAAGGACAACUUAGGAGGGAACAGCCAGACCUCCAUGAUAGCCACCAUCAGCCCGGCAGCGGACAAUUACGAGGAGACGCUGUCCACACUGAGAUACGCAGACCGAGCUAAGAGGAUCGUGAACCACGCUGUAGUGAAUGAGGACCCCAAUGCUAAAGUCAUCCGGGAACUGCGAGAGGAAGUGGAGAAACUGAGAGAGCAGCUCUCACAGGCUGAGGCCAUGAAGGCCCCGGAGCUGAAGGAGAAGCUUGAAGAAUCUGAGAAACUGAUAAAGGAGCUAACAGUGACAUGGGAAGAGAAGCUGAGGAAAACGGAAGAGAUUGCACAGGAGAGACAGCGGCAGCUGGAGAGCAUGGGCAUCUCCCUGGAGACCUCCGGGAUCAAGGUGGGGGAUGACAAGUGCUACCUUGUCAACCUGAACGCGGACCCCGCCCUCAACGAGCUUCUGGUUUACUAUUUAAAGGAUCACACCCGCGUGGGUGCAGAUACCUCUCAGGACAUCCAGCUCUUUGGGAUCGGGAUUCAGCCCGAGCACUGUGAGAUCGACAUCGCCGCAGAUGGAGACAUCACUCUGACGCCAAAAGAAAAUGCAAGGUCGUGUGUAAAUGGCACCCUCGUCUGCAGUACCACCCAGCUAUGGCACGGUGACAGAAUCUUAUGGGGAAAUAACCACUUUUUUAGAAUUAAUUUACCUAAGAGGAAACGGCGGGACUGGUUGAGAGACUUUGAGAAAGACGCAGGUCCAGCAGAGCAUGACCUGGAUGCUGCAAGCGAGGCCUCCUCGGAACCAGACUACAACUACGAGUUCGCACAGAUGGAGGUCAUCAUGAAAACCCUCAACAGCAAUGAUCCAGUUCAGAAUGUGGUUCAGGUCCUGGAGAAGCAGUACCUGGAAGAGAAGAGGACUGCCCUGGAGGAGCAGCGGCUCAUGUAUGAACGCGAGCUGGAGCAGCUACGCCAGCAGCUCUCCCCUGAGAGGCAGCCACCGAGCAGUGCCUCCGACCGCCUGGCUUACAGCAGCCAGACAGCCCAGCAGAAGGUGACCCAGUGGGCUGAGGAGAGGGAUGAACUGUUCAGGCAGAGCCUGGCCAAGCUUCGAGAGCAGCUGGUGAAAGCGAACACUCUGGUGAGGGAAGCCAACUUCCUAGCUGAGGAAAUGAACAAGCUCACCGACUACCAAGUGACUCUUCAGAUCCCCGCGGCCAACCUCAGUGCCAACAGGAAGAGAGGGGCGAUAGUGAGUGAGCCUGCCAUUCAAGCGAGGAGAAAAGGAAAGAGCACCCAGAUUUGGACCAUCGAGAAGCUGGAGAAUAAAUUAAUUGAUAUGAGAGACCUUUACCAAGAAUGGAAAGAAAAUGUCCCUGAGGCCAAGAGGCUCUAUGGGAAGCGAGGCGACCCUUUUUACGAAGCUCAGGAGAAUCACAACCUCAUCGGUGUGGCUAAUGUGUUCUUGGAAUGUCUCUUCUAUGACGUUAAACUUCAAUAUGCAGUACCCAUCAUCAGCCAGCAGGGGGAGGUUGCCGGGCGUCUCCACGUGGAGGUCAUGCGUAUCACUGGGACUGUUCCAGAGCGUGUGUCAGAGGAUGACUCUUCCGAGAACUCUAGUGAAAGCGGAAGUCUUGAAGUCGUGGACAGCAGCGGCGAAGUCAUUCACCGAGUCAAGAAGCUGACGUGCCGGGUGAUAAUUAAAGAGGCAACUGGGCUCCCCUUAAGCCUCUCAAAUUUCGUCUUCUGUCAGUAUACGUUCUGGGACCAGUGUGAGUCCACGGUGGCAGCCCCGGUGGUGGAUCCAGAUGUGCCUUCCCCGCAGUCCAGGGAUGCCCAGUACACAGUGACCUUCUCUCACCGCAAGGACUUUGUGGUGACUGUCACAGAAGAGUUCCUAGAGUUCAUUUCCGAUGGCGCACUGGCGAUUGAAGUGUGGGGCCACCGGUGCGCUGGGAACGGAAGCUCCAUCUGGGAGGUCGACUCCCUCCAUGCGAAGACAAGAACAUUGCGUGACAGGUGGAAUGAAGUCACUCGAAGGAUAGAGAUGUGGGUCUCCAUACUGGAACUGAAUGAGCUGGGGGAGUACGCCGCCGUGGAGCUUCACCAGGCGAAAGACGUCAACACUGGGGGCGUCUUUCAACUCAGACAGGGGCACUCGCGUAGAGUGCAGGUCACGGUAAAACCUGUGCAGCAUUCAGGGACGCUGCCACUCAUGGUGGAAGCCAUCCUGUCGGUAUCCAUUGGCUGCGUGACUGCAAGGUCCACCAAGCUGCAAAGAGGGCUGGACAGUUACCAGAGAGAUGAGGAGGAUGGCGAUGAUAUGGAUAGUUAUCAGGAAGAAGACUUGAACUGCGUAAGAGAGAGAUGGUCAGAUGCGCUCAUUAAACGGCGGGAAUACUUAGACGAACAGAUUAAAAAAGUCAGCAAUAAAAAAGAGAAAACAGAAGACGACAUGGAGCGGGAAGCCAGGCUGGUGGAGCAGUGGGUGGGGCUGACGGAAGAGAGGAACGCAGUGCUGGUGCCUGCCCCCGGCAGUGGGAUCCCCGGGGCACCGGCUGAUUGGGUCCCGCCUCCUGGAAUGGAAACACACAUACCGGUUCUCUUCUUGGAUCUGAAUGCGGAUGACCUUAGUGCCAAUGAGCAGCUGGUGGGCCCCCACGCAUCGGGUGUGAACUCCAUCCUGCCCAAGGAGCAUGGCAGUCAGUUCUUCUACCUGCCCAUCAUAAAGCACAGUGGUGAUGAGGUUUCAGCCACAGCUUCCUGGGACUCCUCGGUCCACGAUUCUGUUCACCUGAAUCGGGUCACGCCGCAGAAUGAAAGGAUCUACCUGAUUGUGAAGACCACAGUUCAACUCAGCCACCCGGCAGCUAUGGAGCUAGUGUUACGGAAGCGGAUUGCAGCCAAUAUUUAUAACAAACAGAGUUUCACCCAGAGUCUCAAGAGAAGGAUAUCGCUAAUAAAUAUAUUUUACUCUUGUGGAGUGACCUAUGAGAUAGUGUCCAACAUACCAAAGGCGACCGAGGAGAUUGAGGACAGGGAAACACUGGCUCUCCUGGCAGCACGGAGUGAGAAUGAGGGCACCUUAGAUGGGGAGACAUAUAUCGAGAAGUACACACGUGGGGUGCUGCAAGUUGAGAACAUUCUGAGUCUGGAGCGGCUCCGGCAGGCCGUCACGGUCAAGGAAGCGCUCUCCACCAAAGCCCGGCACAUUCGGAGAAGCCUCAGUACACCAAACGUUCACAAUGUCUCCUCUAGUCGGCCAGAUCUCUCUGGCUUUGAUGAAGAUGAUAAGGGCUGGCCCGAGAACCAGUUAGACGUGUCUGACUACAGCUCCAGUUACCAGGAUGUCGCAUGCUAUGGGACUUUACCCAGGGACUCACCUCGCAGGAGCAAAGAAGGUUAUCCAUCCGAGAAUCCACAUGCCUUAACAGUCAGCCCUUUUAAAGCGUUUUCUCCUCAGCCACCAAAGUUUUUCAAACCCCUAAUGCCUGUAAAAGAGGAGCAUAAGAAAAGGAUAGCCCUUGAAGCGAGACCUCUCCUAAGCCAAGAGAGCAUGUCUCCAUCUCAGGCACAUAACCCUGGCUGCAUUGUACCCCCAGGAAGCAAUGGCAGCAGCAUGCCAGUAGAACACAAUAGCAAACCUGAGGAGAAGAUUGACUCCGAAGAGGAGGAAAAUGAGCUGGAAGCUAUUAGCAGGAAGCUGAUGCACCCACAGCCUUAUGUGCCCGUGGAGUUUGCUGACUUCAGUGUUUACAACGCCAGCUUGGAGAACAGGGAGUGGUCUUCUAAAGCGGGCCUGACAGACUCAAGUGUCUUGGAGAAAGCGGUGUCUCGGAGCCCAACCACCAGCAGCCUCACCAGUGGCUACUUCUCCCAUAGUGCCUCCAAUGCCACUCUGUCCGACAUGGCAGUCCCUUCCAGCGACAGCUCGGACCAGCUAGCCAUCUCUGCAAAGGAUUCUGAGUGUAGUGAGCACUCUGGACCAGCACUUACGCCUGACUUCAGACCAGCUUCAAAUAAAGAGCCUACCGAAGUAGAAAGAGGCUUGGGGAAGGAUCAGACAAUCACCGUGCCACACGAGGAAAACAGUGCCUUACCCAAGGGGAAUGUGUCACCCCAGAGCAUCCCUGAGAUAAAUUCCAGAAUGCCAUGCAGGACUGCCUCAUGUUCAGAACUGGAUGCUGGCCCCAGCAAAAAUGGCCAACUAGCCAGAGAAUUCUGCCCAGGAGAGGUGACUGUAGAACACACUACAAACAUACUAGAGGACCAUUCCUUCACAGAGUUCAUGGGUGUGUCUGAUGGCAGAGACUUUGAUGGUUUGACAGGUUGCUCUGUUGGAGAGCCCUCUGGUAGAACGGAUCUACCAGAUGAAACAGACCAUAAAAGUGUCCCAGAUGGACCCCCGGAUGCUGGCCAGCUGCAUUCCAAGAUAGAUAAAGAGCAGGAAACCACGGCCACAUGGUAGGAGACAGCCAUGCAUCUGCAGGCCACAGCUCGGCAGCUUCCCCACUCCUGCCCUGGGACAGUACACGCCCCCUGUGUGACCCAGCACGGGACAGCUGUGACUCAGCACGACCUCAGACCAGCACUGGGGGAGCCUGGCACCUCCCCUCCCCAGUGGGAGAAGCAGCACUUUGUCCCAUGGCGAAUCACAGCCUCUGCUCUUUCCAGAAAGGAAGAGAAAUGAAAUCUCGGCUUACCUGUGUGGCCGUAUUGUCGUUUGCACUUCCUACAUGCCCCCACUGUGUAAAGACCUCCACAGACUCAAACUUUAUUCUUGUACAUUUUUAAUCAGUUCUUACUGCAGACUCUGGAGUCAAUGCUCUGAUUUGUCUUUUUAUAAAUAAUAUAUAUUAUGUAUGUGAAUUGUGUAUCUAUGGUAUGUCUGUUCAGAGACAUAUCUGCACAUUGAAAUGCAGAUAAGUGAUUUGUCAAAAAUCACAAGGUACUGGACUUUGUUACAAAGCGACCUGAUGACUGCUUUGACACGAGCAGAUGAAAAAAUACCUAUUUUAUUAUCUAAGAAUGAGGUUCUUAAUCCCUCUUUAUAGAGACGGUUGCCGGCGCUGUUCUUUAUAACCAAAGAACUCCUAUGAGACUGAACGUCUUUGCUGUCCACUCUGUUUUGUGUGAGUAUAUAAUCUCACUUCCGGUCUGGUGCCAUACUACCCUUGGCUACCCAGCCAUGUGCUGCCCUGUCCCCUGUCCCAUUUCCUAAGCACACUGAGAAAUCUCACAGCUAUAACCUUUGGUCUUCCACCUAGCCUGAUACCUGCUGACUUGAUAUUGACCGUUGACAAUGGCUGGGGCUCCUGCUCUAGCCUAGCUUUCCUAUACCCUGUUCAGCCCAUCUAAGCAGGCAGAAUGCACAGGGCAGUAUUACAACAAGCAAACCCAAAGCUGUACCAAGAGUGGAGGAGGGGCGCUGGGGGAGGAGUCUUGGUUUAGGGCUUCUCAUUAUCACUUUGUUUCAGAUUGGUAAAUUCCAUCGUGGUGUGGUUUUGCCAUGUUGCUUGCUUCCAGAAAAUGAUGACGAGACGGACCGAGCUAUCAGAUUCAUAGGUUUGCACGUCACCUCGAUUGAAGGGGGAUUGGAUAUGGACCACUCAGUCGUCGUAUUUUUCAUUUUCAAACUCUCCUGCAAGCAGAGACAUUGUAGGAUUGCGUGUGGAAAUUUUUACAAAAAUAUUUUAUGUACUUAUUCUGCAGAUGCCUGUGCAGUGGACCUCCAUGUACAGCUACGUGUGUGUUGUGAGAGAAAGGGAGGCAUGUGUGUGGCCUGCUGUACUUUUGUUAAAUCCUUAGUGUUGGUGAGGGCAAUACGGGAGAUUUUAUUGAAAAGCUGCUGUUUUGUGUGUAUAGUGAGCUGACUGUAGUGUUUCACUAUCUUCUGUUAAAAACAAAAAGAGAAGCUGUAAUUUAUAUUCCCUUUCAAGUUUAUUGUAUUUAAUUGGUACAGAUUUGUGUGUGUUUUAGAAUACAAACUGUCUAAUUCAG